Messenger RNA from Brassica oleracea var. oleracea, 331 nucleotides. Its product is annotated as probable receptor-like protein kinase At5g18500. The transcript is spliced from 2 exons. Lineage: Eukaryota; Viridiplantae; Streptophyta; Magnoliopsida; Brassicales; Brassicaceae. The record is from RefSeq and is a predicted model, not a curated record. The coding region runs from base 44 to 331 and encodes 95 amino acids.
UAAGAGUUGUCUUCUCAUUUUGUAGGUACAUUUGGUGGAAUGGAUGAAGAUGAUGGUUCAACAAAGACGUUCAGAAGAAGUGAUUGACCCGAACCUCAACACAAAGCCAUCUACAAGUGCCUUAAAAAGAACACUCUUGACUGCUUUGAGAUGUGUUGAUCCAUUGUACGAGAAACGACCUAGGAUGAGCCAAGUAGCGCGUAUGCUGGAAUCAGAAGAAUACCCAAUUCCUAGAGAGGAUAGAAGAAGACGAAGGAGCGAUAAUGGGACAGCAAGAGAUUCAGAUCCUCCUAGGAACAGUAUAGAGACUCAAGAGUGUAAAUUAUUGUAA